Metopolophium dirhodum (rose-grain aphid) is the source of this 1738-nucleotide messenger RNA. RefSeq lists its product as uncharacterized. The transcript is spliced from 2 exons. Bases 213 to 1640 code for a protein of 475 amino acids. Gene Ontology annotation, molecular function: nucleic acid binding. Lineage: Eukaryota; Metazoa; Arthropoda; Insecta; Hemiptera; Aphididae. The record is from RefSeq and is a predicted model, not a curated record.
AUCUUCCUUCGACCAUGGUAAAUGUCCAAAAUAUAUGAUAACCAUGUGCGUUCUGCGUGUUGGGGAAUAUUAUGUGAAUCGAAAUUAUACAGCGUUUGUCAUUGAGUCCGUGGACCGUGUCUAAUGUGUUGACGAAAGUCAAAAUCGAAUCACGCCCUUGAUUUUAAUGUAUUUUGUUGUAAAUUUUUUUUAUGUGAUUGAAUAAUUUUAAAAUGAACGGUUCUAAAGAAGAAAUCAAUUCGUCGUUGUUCCAUAAAUCGACCAAUGUAGACCACCCUGCGAUACCUGUUGUACAAAAUGUGGAAAUGAAAUUGCUUUUGCCCGUUAAAAAAAAUCAAAAAAGACUUUUACUCGGAAGUGGAGAAAAAAUUAUGAUUAUUAAUCUUUAUAAAUCCAAAAUCCAAAACCAACCUAAUAUGAAGUAUGAAGUUUUAAUGGAAUCUUUGUCUAAAGAAACCGGAAUCGGAUUGCGUAUAGUUAAAGCAACUGUAAGCGAGUACAAAAGAACAAAAGAACAAAAGUACAAAAAAACGGGUACUGUGAUGUCACCUCGGAAGUCACCGUCUAGAAAAAAAAAUCCUCCGACAAACAACGAUAAAAUUAACGAGUUCGGUAAAAUUUCAAUUCGACAAAAAAUCCAUGAAUUUUGGUUUAGACAUGAAAUACCAACAUUCCACAAAAUUCAACAGGUAAUUAUGGAUGACCCCGACCUUCCCAAUAUAUCUCAAAGGUUUUUGAAGCGGUUAUUAAAGGGGUUGAAUUUUGAAUAUUUUAAAACAACAAAGGACAGUGCGCUAAUUGAAAGAGAAGAUAUCGUCUUAUGGCGACGUGAUUACAUUAAGGAUAUACGACGUUAUCGUAGCGAAGGUCGAAUGAUAUACUAUAUUGAUGAAAUGUGUGUGAAUGCCCGUGACUGUUCUAGUAACGCUUGGACAGAUACUGAGGUAAAAUCUCGUAGUCCAUCUGAGGGGCUGAAAAUUCCAAGAGCCAAAGAGAAAUACAUGAUAGUCGUCCAUAUAGGUUCAAUUGAAGGUUUUGUCGAGGGUGGACUGCUAUGUUUUGAAUCGAAAAACGAUAAAAUGAAUGACGACACCUUUUACGAGUGGUUCUGCGGGGUUUUGCCUAGAUUAAAUGACAAUUGUAUUAUAGUAAUAGACAACGCUUCUUACCAUUCGGUAAAAAAGGACCCCAUUCCCACAAUGGAUUGGAACAAGGACAACGUAAUCGAAUGGUUGUUGUCUAAAAAUUAUGUCAUUGAUAGACCGAUGGUCAUGUGUGAAUUAAUGGAAAUGGUAAAUAAAAUCGGACCUCUUUAUGAUAAAUAUUUAAUAGACGAAGAAGCGUUAAAAACCAAAAAAGUGGUAUUGCGUAUACCUCCUUAUCACAGUGAGCUGAAUCCUUUUGAGUUGGCGUGGUCGGUGGUAAAAAAUCACGUAAAAAAAAAUAAGUUGACUGAUAUACAGAAGCUGCUUAACGAUGGAGUCCAGCGCGUAACACCCGACAUGUGGGCCGAUUUCGUCAGCCAAACAAUCAAGGAGGAAGAUAAAUUGUACAAUAUCGAUUUUAUUUCUGACGAACUAUUAGAUGCAGAAUUGGAAGUGAUGCAAUCAACAAGAGACACUUCAGUCUUUUCUGAUUAAUAUGUAUGUGUAAUUUUUUUAUUUUAUGAUUGGUAAUUGUAUGUGUUUUUGUAUAUCGUCAUAAAUCAUAAUAUACAUAUUUAAAUAAGUCUUAUUUA